Amblyraja radiata (thorny skate) is the source of this 2384-nucleotide messenger RNA. RefSeq names its product cryptochrome circadian regulator 1b (gene cry1b). The transcript is spliced from 11 exons. Gene Ontology annotation, cellular component: cytoplasm; nucleus. The record is from RefSeq and is a predicted model, not a curated record. Gene Ontology annotation, biological process: negative regulation of DNA-templated transcription; entrainment of circadian clock by photoperiod; circadian regulation of gene expression. The coding region runs from base 33 to 1724 and encodes 563 amino acids. NCBI's taxonomy places the organism in Eukaryota, Metazoa, Chordata, Chondrichthyes, Rajiformes, Rajidae. Gene Ontology annotation, molecular function: FAD binding; DNA binding.
AUCGUUGGAGCGGCCGGUCCCUGCAUUCAGCCAUGGGCUGCAACUCCAUCCACUGGUUCUGCAAAGGUCUCCGUCUGCACGACAACCCGGCGCUGCUGGAGUCGGUGCAGGGUGUCGACACCAUCCGCUGCGUCUACAUCGUGGACCCGUGGUUCGCGGGCACCUCCAGCCUGGCCAUCAACCGCUGGGGGUUCUUGCUACAAUGCCUUGAGGAUCUUGACACAAAUCUGCGGAAGUUAAACUCUCGCCUGUUUGUCAUACGUGGACAGCCAGCUGAUGUCUUUCCCAGAUUGUUCAAGGAAUGGAAUAUCUCUCGUCUGUCAUUUGAAUAUGACUCUGAGCCAUUCAGCAAGAAGCGAGAUGCAGUUAUCAAGAAGCUGGCCACUGAGGCAGGUGUGGAAGUGAUAAUGCGGAUUUCACACACUCUGUAUGAUAUGGAAGUGAUCAUAGAAAGAAAUGGUGGACAGCCACCUCUAACGUAUAAGCAUUUCCAGAAGCUUAUAAGCCAGAUGGGGCCUGUAGAAAUGCCUGUGAAAAUGAUCACCAGUGAGACCAUGGGGAGAUGUACAAUGCCUGUCCUUGAUGACCACGGCGACAGGUUUGGAGUCCCUUCAUUGGAAGAAUUGGGCUUCGAAACGGAAGGUCUUACUUCAGCAGUGUGGCCGGGUGGUGAAACAGAAGCUCUUGCAAGAUUGGAAAGACAUUUAGAGAGAAAAGCCUGGGUGGCAAAUUUUGAAAGACCAGGAAUGAACUCCAAAUCACUUCUCGCCAGCCCCACAGGGCUAAGCCCAUACCUGCGAUUUGGUUGCUUGUCAAGUCGUCUCUUUUACUUUAAGCUCACCGAGUUGUACAAAAAGGUGAAGAAAAACAGCUCCCCUCCUUUGUCCCUUUAUGGCCAACUCUUUUGGCGUGAAUUCUUCUACGCAGCAGGAACAAAUAAUCCCAAAUUCGAUAAAAUGGAGGGAAAUCCCAUCUGUGUUCAGAUUCCAUGGGACCGGAAUCCUGAGGCUUUAGCCAAGUGGGCAGAAGGAAAGACUGGAUUUCCAUGGAUUGAUGCUAUAAUGACACAGCUUCGCCAGGAAGGAUGGAUUCAUCACCUGGCACGACAUGCAGUGGCCUGCUUCUUGACGAGAGGUGACCUCUGGAUUAGCUGGGAAGAAGGAAUGAAGGUGUUUGAAGAAUUGUUACUCGAUGCUGACUGGAGUGUCAAUGCUGGGAAUUGGAUGUGGCUGUCUUGUAGCUCGUUCUUCCAGCAAUUCUUUCAUUGCUACUGCCCUGUAGGUUUUGGGCGUAGAACUGACCCAAAUGGGGAUUAUAUCAGACGAUAUCUGCCUGUGCUGCGAGGUUAUCCUGCUAAACACAUCUAUGACCCCUGGAAUGCCCCAGAAGACGUUCAGAGAGCUGCCAAUUGCGUUAUUGGUGUUGACUAUCCCAGGCCCAUGGUGCACCAUGCUGAAGCAAGUCGCCUGAACAUUGAGCGAAUGAAGCAAAUCUAUCAACAACUCUCCUGUUACCGAGGCCUUGGUCUUCUAGCUUCAGUACCUUCUAACCCCAGUGGAAGUGGUGGUAUUAUGCAGUAUUCAGCAGAGGAGACCAUACCUGGAUGCAGUAAUGUAGCAGACAGAAACACCCUGGAGGGCAGCCUAACCGCUGGAAAACUGUUCAAUCCCGAAGAAGAAAUGUCAGGAAUAGGGCUUAAAUAUCAGAGGCAGAGCAUGGACUAGGUAAAGACAUUUUGACUGAAAAGGUUUGUGACUAUUAGAGCAGCACAGUGGCCGUUGCCCCUCCUGUCUGUGCUGGUUUCUACGUCCACUCCACUUCACAUUUACCCAGUAUAUCCAUUCUUCCAAUGCCCAACGUAACUGAAUGAGGUCUUGCAUGUACAAAAUGCAAUGAAACAUUUCCAACCCAGGUGUGGUUUAGAAUUAAGGGAGAAAUUGGUUAGAGUACAUCUUUUGAUGUUGUGAAAGAAAUAAAAACUGUGGAUUUAAUAUUUUUUAAGUUGUUUACAAAUAUCUGCAGGAUAAAGCCAGAAUUUGGCCGCAAUGUGCUGCUAGCCCAUAUGUUUGCUUUUCCAGUACGUCGUGAAACAAGAAAUUGAAAGGAUCCAGUUGGAAGAAUCCCAUUGGGAGGCUUUUAACACAUAUUGCAUAAACUGGACAUUUUCUUCCAGCGUGGAAUAUUUAUUUUAAAGGAAAUGAUUGAUCUCAAAUUAGGAGAAUUAAAGAUUGGGAAAUACAUCUGCAAAUGUUUGCACAUUUAGCAAUGAUGGGGCAGAAAGCUCUGUUAAUAUUUGUGUAAAUAAUUGAUCGGAGUUUCUGUAAAUAUUUGAUACCACACCAAGUUAUAGAUGAGUAUUUUAAUAUAAUUGUGCACUAUUUAAA